Messenger RNA from Platichthys flesus (European flounder), 1806 nucleotides. RefSeq names its product mucin-2. The transcript is spliced from 10 exons. Lineage: Eukaryota; Metazoa; Chordata; Actinopteri; Pleuronectiformes; Pleuronectidae. The record is from RefSeq and is a predicted model, not a curated record. The coding region runs from base 111 to 1094 and encodes 327 amino acids.
UGUUGUGAAGCAGUGAGGAAGAUGAGCUACAGGACUGCGUCACCUCGGGGGACAGAGCUUUGAUAGAACAUUUAUCCAGACGCCAGCUGCUGCAACAGAACAAUCGUAAAAUGGGGUUGAUUGAUCCAUCCUUCUUUAUCCUGGGUUUGAUUAUGGCUUCGGCCAUGGAAAACGAGCCAACAACAACAACCAGAGUGUUGUUCACAGCUGCACAGGGUCUUAACAGCAGCCAGUACAACCUUACCACUGAAAUGCCCUCCACCAAAACCACCAUGCACAACACCAGUAUCUCCCAUAUCGCCAGUGAUAUGAACAUCACCAGCCCCAACAUCACCACAGCCCCCUCAACAACAGCCCCCUCAACAACAGCACCCUCAACAACAGCAACCUCAACAACAGAGCAGAAAGGUGGUGAGACAACUAAAGGUGGCAUAACCAAUCCCAUUGGUCGAACUAAAACUACAUCGGACAAAAAGAAAAAAACAGACAAAAAGCCCACUACCACGCCCCAAACCGAAGGAGACCUACCUGGUAUUGCCAUCCUAAUUGUGAUCAUCCUCGUGGCGCUUGGAUUUGGAGUUGCUUGCUUCAUUGUGCGGAAAAGAGGAAGGCGUUACUCUGUCGACUUCACGUCCAGACAGGAUGAAGCCAACAUCCCUCUCAGCAUUGUGGACCCUGAGUUUCAUGCUGAUACUGUCUCUCAGAAUGGUCUGACAACCUUUGAAAGUACAGAAACGAAGGCAAAAGAGCCCCAAGGACCUGAGGGACAGGAGGAAGAGAACAAGUCUGUGGCUGCCGAGGCGGACAAAUCUGUGGUCGACCCCGGCGCCGAGUCUGCAGCCGCGGCUCCUUCUCCACACGACUCUGAGGACAAACCCAAGGAGGACGUGGCCGAGCCGAGUCCGACUCCUGCACCUGUGCAGCCAAGUGCGGAGGAGAAAACCGACGACGAAGGCACCGUCUCCAACAAGACCUCAGUGGAAUCGCUGAGGGAGACAAAUGAGAACAACAGCAACAGUGCUGACUUCAGACAGCCGACAGAAUUGGAUUCGAGCAACAUUUUCAGGGACGUCCCUCUUGACUCUCCAGUGUGACACCAGUGCCUCACUGUCCUGAACGCCAUUACUCACAAUCGUGAUGGAAAAAAAGAGUCGUUAACUCAAACGACCAAAGGACACGUCUUCUCACACGCUGUGAGAAACUCCAUUGGCUGGUGGCCUCUGGUUAGAAUUUCAUUUAUUGUCACACAACAGCUUUUUAUCAAAGUAAAUGUCUCCUGAGUUCAACAAUUUACAGAUUUUAUAUUCAAGAGGAUUUGCAUUGAUUGAAAAUUGUUGAAAUCAGAUUAACUGGUUUAAUAGACUAAAUGUUAUUAUUUCUGGUAACAUUUUGCUGUAAGGUGCAGAUACAAAAGACUUUAAAAUCAUUGUUAAUGACUCUGUGAAAGCUAAUUCAUAAUGUAAAUAAGUUCAUGUUGCUAUAUUGAUGUGUAAAUAGAAGCAUUUGCAGGCACUUGCACUCCCACUUCGAAUAAGAUAUGCAUAAAAGUGGGUUGCAACUCGAUAACUUAAACCUUUUCCUCUUUACACUUAACAACUAAAUAUAUCAUUCAUCAAAUAGUAUUUUAACAUGUAACAUUACAAGACAGGUCAGAUUUAAAUCAGUGUUUUCUUCUUUUUUUUGUACAUGUUAUAUUCUGCUUUUUCACAAUAUUACCAUUCAGCAGGAGUAAAGUUUGUAUUAUUUCCCAAAAUUGCUAUAAUGUGAAUGUCAUUGGAUUGUAUUAAAUAUAAUUUUGUGACGCAU